Messenger RNA from Puma concolor (puma), 3510 nucleotides. RefSeq names its product EPH receptor A6 (gene EPHA6). Gene Ontology annotation, molecular function: transmembrane-ephrin receptor activity; ATP binding; protein binding. Gene Ontology annotation, biological process: protein phosphorylation; axon guidance; ephrin receptor signaling pathway. Lineage: Eukaryota; Metazoa; Chordata; Mammalia; Carnivora; Felidae. The record is from RefSeq and is a predicted model, not a curated record. Gene Ontology annotation, cellular component: plasma membrane; dendrite.
AUGCAAUUCCGCUCCCUUACUGCCGCCAGGAGCUCCCUGGCGCCGCAGGCAGCGUCCUCCUCCGAAGCAGCUGCGUCUGCACCUGGGCAGCCUGGACCUUCGUGCCCUGCCCCCGGGGCCUCGCGCGGGGGGCGCCCCGGGACACCUCCUGAGGGCCGGGUGGAGGAGGAAGAGGAGGAGGAAGAAGACGUGGACUGGGACCCCUACCCUACGCAGGACACCUGGUCCCGCUGCUGUCACUUCUCUUUAAGUGGGAGAAGAGAGCCGGGGAGAGCCAUGGGGCGCUGCGAAGUCCGGGAAUUUCUUUUGCAAUUUGGUUUCUUCUUGCCUUUGCUGACAGCUUGGCCAGGCGACUGCAGUCACGUCUCCAACAACCAAGUUGUGUUGCUUGAUACAACAACUGUGCUGGGAGAGCUAGGAUGGAAAACAUAUCCAUUAAAUGGGUGGGAUGCCAUCACUGAAAUGGAUGAACACAAUAGGCCCAUUCACACGUACCAGGUAUGCAAUGUAAUGGAACCAAACCAAAACAACUGGCUUCGUACAAACUGGAUCUCCCGCGACGCAGCUCAGAAAAUUUAUGUGGAAAUGAAGUUUACAUUAAGGGAUUGUAACAGCAUCCCAUGGGUUUUGGGGACUUGCAAAGAAACAUUUAAUCUGUAUUAUGUGGAAUCAGAUGAGUCCCAUGGAAUUAAAUUCAAGCCAAGCCAGUAUACAAAGAUUGACACAAUUGCUGCUGAUGAAAGUUUUACCCAGAUGGAUUUGGGUGAUCGUAUCCUGAAGCUAAACACGGAAAUUCGUGAGGUGGGUCCUAUAGAAAGGAAAGGAUUUUAUUUGGCUUUUCAAGAUAUUGGGGCAUGCAUUGCCUUGGUCUCUGUCCGUGUUUUCUACAAAAAAUGCCCCUUCACUGUUCGUAACUUGGCUAUGUUUCCUGACACCAUCCCAAGGGUUGAUUCUUCUUCUUUGGUUGAAGUAAGGGGCUCUUGUGUGAAGAGUGCAGAAGAGCGUGACACUCCUAAACUAUAUUGUGGAGCUGAUGGAGAUUGGCUGGUUCCUCUUGGAAGGUGUAUCUGCAGUACAGGAUAUGAAGAAAUUGAAGGUUCUUGUCAUGCUUGCAGACCAGGAUUCUAUAAAGCAUUUGCUGGGAACACAAAAUGUUCUAAAUGCCCUCCACACAGUUUAACUUACAUGGAAGCAACUUCUGUCUGUCAGUGUGAAAAAGGUUACUUCCGAGCUGAAAAAGACCCACCUUCUAUGGCAUGUACCAGGCCACCUUCAGCUCCUAGGAAUGUGGCUUUUAACAUCAAUGAAACAGCCCUUAUUUUGGAAUGGAGCCCACCAAGUGACACAGGAGGGAGAAAAGAUCUCACAUACAGUGUAAUCUGUAAGAAAUGUGGCUUAGAUACCAGCCAGUGUGAGGACUGUGGUGGAGGACUCCGCUUCAUCCCAAGACAUUCUGGCCUCAUCAACAAUUCCGUGAUAGUACUUGACUUUGUGUCUCACGUGAAUUACACCUUUGAAAUAGAAGCCAUGAAUGGAGUUUCUGAGUUGAGUUUUUCUCCCAAGCCAUUCACAGCUAUUACAGUGACCACGGAUCAAGAUGCACCUUCCCUGAUAGGUGUGGUAAGGAAGGACUGGGCAUCCCAAAAUAGCAUUGCCCUAUCAUGGCAAGCACCUGCUUUUUCCAAUGGAGCCAUUCUGGACUACGAGAUCAAGUACUAUGAGAAAGUCUACCCACGGAUAGCGCCGGCAUUUUGGCACUACCUGCGGGUAGAAGAGCAUGAGCAGCUCACCUAUUCCUCCACGAGGUCCAAGGCGCCCAGUGUCAUCAUCACAGGCCUCAAGCCAGCCACCAAGUACAUAUUUCAUAUCCGAGUGAGGACUGCAACAGGAUACAGUGGCUAUAGCCAGAAGUUUGAAUUUGAAACAGGAGAUGAGACUUCUGACAUGGCGGCUGAACAGGGACAGAUUCUCGUGAUAGCCACCGCAGCUGUUGGGGGAUUUACUCUCCUCGUCAUUCUUACUUUGUUCUUCUUAAUCACUGGGAGGUGCCAAUGGUACAUCAAAGCUAAAAUGAAGUCAGAAGAGAAGAGGAGAAACCACUUACAGCAGAAUGGGCAUUUACGCUUCCCAGGAAUUAAAACUUACAUAGAUCCAGAUACAUAUGAAGACCCAUCCCUAGCAGUUCAUGAAUUUGCAAAGGAGAUUGAUCCCUCAAGAAUUCGCAUUGAGAGAGUCAUUGGGGCAGGAGAAUUUGGAGAAGUCUGUAGUGGGCGAUUGAAGACACCAGGGAAAAGAGAGAUCCCCGUUGCCAUCAAAACUUUGAAAGGUGGCCACAUGGAUCGACAAAGAAGAGAUUUUCUAAGAGAAGCUAGUAUCAUGGGUCAGUUUGACCACCCAAAUAUCAUUCGACUGGAAGGUGUUGUCACAAAAAGAUCCUUCCCGGCCAUUGGGGUGGAGGCGUUUUGCCCCAGCUUCCUGAGGGCAGGGUUUUUAAAUAGCAUCCAGGCCCCGCAUCCAGUGCCAGGGGGAGGAUCUCUGCCCCCCAGGAUUCCUGCUGGCAGACCAGUAAUGAUUGUGGUGGAAUAUAUGGAGAAUGGAUCCCUAGACUCCUUUUUACGGAAACAUGAUGGCCAUUUCACAGUCAUCCAGUUGGUCGGUAUGCUCCGAGGCAUUGCAUCAGGAAUGAAGUAUCUUUCUGAUAUGGGCUAUGUUCAUCGUGAUCUAGCAGCUAGGAAUAUAUUGGUCAACAGCAACUUAGUAUGCAAAGUUUCCGAUUUUGGUCUCUCCCGGGUACUGGAAGAUGAUCCAGAGGCUGCUUAUACAACAACUGGUGGGAAAAUUCCGAUAAGGUGGACAGCCCCAGAAGCUAUUGCCUAUAGAAAGUUCUCCUCGGCAAGUGACGCAUGGAGCUAUGGCAUUGUCAUGUGGGAGGUCAUGUCCUACGGAGAGAGACCUUAUUGGGAAAUGUCUAAUCAAGAUGUCAUUCUGUCCAUUGAAGAAGGCUAUAGACUUCCAGCUCCCAUGGGCUGUCCAGCAUCUCUACACCAGCUGAUGCUCCAUUGCUGGCAGAAGGAGAGAAACCACAGACCAAAAUUUACUGACAUUGUCAGCUUCCUUGACAAACUGAUCCGCAAUCCCAGUGCCCUUCACACCCUGGUGGAGGACAUCCUUGUGGUUAAUGGACCCCACAGCCAGUGCCCAUCAACAGAGCUCUCUAACUGUUCUAUGGCUGUAGAAGCAGGCAGAAUGCCAGAGUCUCCUGGUGAAGUUCCCGAAUAUCCUUUGUUUGUCACAGUUGGUGACUGGCUGGAUUCUAUAAAGAUGGGACAAUAUAAGAAUAACUUCAUGGCAGCAGGGUUUACGACUUUUGACCUGAUUUCAAGAAUGAGCAUUGAUGAUAUUAGAAGAAUUGGAGUCAUACUCAUUGGACACCAGAGACGAAUAGUCAGCAGUAUCCAAACUUUACGUUUACACAUGAUGCACAUACAAGAGAAAGGAUUUCAUGUAUGA